UUGAUCAAAUCGCGACAAGAUCGGCGCGUCACACGCCGGGAUAUCCUCUCUGACGCGAAUGGAUGACGUAAUCCGAGCGCCGCCUAACCUACCAAUGGCGAUUCCGUAAAGGGUCGUGACCGUUGACCCCCUGGACUUGCGGCGGCGGCAUGGCGGAGAGCGUGCUGAAUGCGAUGGCAGAAAGCCCGCCCCCGCCCCCGCCCCCGCCGCCCCCCUCGCGGGCCGCUGCGUUCCUCCGGGCGACGCCACAGCAGGCGGCCGGCAUCGGGGACCGCGACGGCGUGAGGGAGCUUCUGCGGCGGCAGAAGGCCCGGUUCAGCCAGUGUCUAACGUGGCUGCUGUUCCUCCAGCCGGUCCCGUCCCUCAUCCAGGAGGGCCCGCAGUGUGGUUUGGUGGCCCUUUGGAUGGCCAGUGCUCACCUCCACCUGCCUUCUGAGGUUCCCCUGGAGAGAAUUCGGCAGGUGGCUUUGGAGAGAGGCUACACGGUGCAGGGAGAAAUGUUCUCAGCCGCUGACAUGGCCAGGCUGGCCGAGGAGGUCUUCCCCUGUAAAGCAGAGCUACUCUCUGGUGGCCUGCAAGGACGGAACCACGACAGAAUUCUUCAGCAUCUUGGUGCUGGUUUCCCUGUGCUGAUACCCUAUGAUGAGGAUUACAACCACGAGCCCUGCCUCCGGAAUGGCUACAAGGCUCAUUGGGCUGUUGCUUCAGGAGCGUUGCUUGGUCUGAAGAAUGAUUUCCAACUGCCUGCCUGCCAAGAGGACAAGGACAUGCCGGGACUCUUCCAUGCCAACCACGCUACUUCAGCUGUCCCUUUAGAGGCUGUCACUGAGACCUACUUGCUGUCAAAGCAUGGCAAGAGUUACCACUAUCAGCUGUGGAGCUAUGCUCAGAUACAGGAGAGCAACGCCCAGCUGACGGGCUUCAGUCCCAGGCGGGCGGCUGACGGAAAGGUGUACAUUGUGCCCGCAGGGGGGGUGCGAGAGGGACUGUGUGGACAAGCGGUGCUGCUGCAGCCAAGGUCCGGAGGGCACUCUAGUAGCAACAAGCCUGUGCUGGAAGGAGGCUGCUCUCCCCCCUCUCCCCCCCCCCCCCCCGGUGCCUGCAGAGCUCCAGGAGAAGGUUGGGAAGACACAAGCUUAUCCCUGAAGGCCCCUCUUAAAGCCCACUUACAUCAACCAACCUGAUAUUAGGCCUUUGUGUUUCAGUAGAAGGAAGAAUGGAGGAAAUAAGGCUUUCAGGUAGCUUAAAUUUCCUCAGCAGAGUGCUUUUUGCCUUUAGAAAUUAGAACAGCUUACUGUUCUGAUUAUAAACAAGACCAACUUCGAAAUUGUAAGUAGGAGGGAAUAGAAAUGCCCGUGUGAAAGUGAAGCUACUACAUACCUUUUCACCCUGUGCUACUGGUGUUAAUAAAGGAGCACAACUCUCCUUGAUA
Messenger RNA from Crotalus tigris (Tiger rattlesnake), 1432 nucleotides. RefSeq names its product chromosome unknown C19orf54 homolog (gene ACTMAP). The transcript has 6 exons. Bases 150 to 1184 code for a protein of 344 amino acids. NCBI's taxonomy places the organism in Eukaryota, Metazoa, Chordata, Lepidosauria, Squamata, Viperidae. The record is from RefSeq and is a predicted model, not a curated record.